GUCGAACAUAUGAUUUCACCCUUGUAAACAGAGAAGUCUAGACUCCACACCUCUUGCAGCUGGUUUUCCGCACUUUGUUCCACCUAACUGGUCUGUGAGGCGGUAAGACAACACACAGAUAGACAGAUUUACGAUCAUGUGCCUCAAGUAAUGUGUAAUUGUGAAGGAAAUCUUGAAAAAAAUGCGUAAACAUAACUUUUGUGAUAAGGUUUAGGUAGGUGUUUCUUGUUGUGACUGCGCACGUCCAACCAUUACUCGCCCAGGUAUUUAUAUUUAUUGCCUUGUGUGUUGUGGCUUGCUCCAGGCAUCGUGGUGAACUGAAUGUACUGACGCAGCAUCACAACACAGGUCAGGAUGCCUCUCCUGUACAGUGUAGUUGCCCGGGGCACCACGGUGCUGGCGCGGUAUGCAACAUGUGCCGGCAAUUUUGCAGAAGUAACAGAACAGAUUCUGACCAAAAUAUCUCCUGGUGAAUCUGGACGUCUGACUUAUUCCCACGCCUCUUACCUGUUCCAUUAUGUGGCUGAGACGGGAGUUGUUUUCAUGUGCAUCACAGAUGAUGAGUUUGAGAGACAGCGAGCUUUCCUGUUCUUGGAGGAGAUCAAGCAAAGAUUUUUAGCUACUUAUGGUCAAAGAAUCCAGACAGCUUUGCCAUAUGCCAUGAACAGCGAAUUUGCUCAGGUGUUAGCUGCACAAAUGAAACACUUCACAGAGUCCCGUGAUAUUGACAAAAUCUCGCGGCUACAAGGAGAAGUGAGUGAUGUGAAGGACAUCCUUGUUAAGAACAUAGAAAACAUAACGGCUCGUGGGGAAAGACUGGAACUGUUGAUAAACAAGACACAAAGCCUCAAUACUUCAGCCGUCACCUUCAAGACAACAAGCCGCACUCUUGCUCGCAGUUUGUGGUGGAAAAAUAUUCGCAUUAUCAUUGUCAUAAUUCUGGGAGUUGGUGUUAGCAUCUACAUCAUUGGUGCCAUGGCAUGUGGCAUGAGCUGGCAGAAGUGUACACAGUGAAACAAGCAAGCAAGAAGUGGAUAACCUGCAAUAGAUUAUCUUUGUAACAACAAGAGUGUAUUUGGCUUUUCUGAAUGAAGGAUCUGGCAAAGGUAGUCACUUUCACACAAACUCCCAAACACACCUCAUUGUUUGGAUCAUAGGUUUUAGAAUUCUAGGUAUUAGCAAACUGAGAUUUCAUAGAACGUAACUUCUUUAUGGGGUAUAUAUGUGUAAUCUUCAAUGAAGUUAUGUUUUAUAUGAGAGCUCAUAAGAUUUAUUGGUAUAAUUUUGAGAAAUGCUGUACACCUUAAUUGCAAAUUUCAUUCCUUUGUUUGAUCCAUCUUUAUUAUCAAUAAUGUGAAUUUUUAUCAUACCCAAAAUCGAUAGUUUCAUUUUCUUGUUUGUUUUGUUGUAAGUUUAAAAUGUAUACAUAACCACUUUCAUUUUCUUUGUAGGAAUUGCUGUUAAAUUACAUUUUCAAACAUUAAUACUGAGUAAUCAACUAAGCAUUAUUAAUGAUUGAUGUGCUACAUUUCCUCAGUGCUUUGUCAGAUGGAUGCAUCUUGUGUUUCAUGUGUUACACUAUUGCCUUCUUUUCUGUAGCCAUUCAUAAUGUCACACUAUUUUUGUAAAACAAUUUUCUGCAAACUUGAUAGCUGAAGAAUAUGUCUUAUUUCUUGUUCUAAGUACCAGGACUUGUGGUUGAGGCAAGGUAAUGCCUCACACUGUAGUGAAGGUGAGAGAGUUUCCUCAUCUGAUGAACCAGAACAGGCUGGUUUGCUGAGCAACUGGUGCCCUUGCAGGUGUUAUAAAAGUUUCCUGUCAACCAGUUGUCUUACACAGUAUUAUUUAAUUCAUUAUAUCAUGGUCAUGGUCACAUCUGUUUUAGAUGUCAAUGUGAGUGAGACUUCCAGUGUUGCCACUGAUGUGAAUAUUAUAAUAAGAAAAUAUCAAAAUGAUCUAAGCACAUACAAAGGAAUAAGUUUAAGUGCAUGAAGACUUUAACUUUGUACAAUGGAACUUACUAUCCACCCAUUAGAUGUGAUUAGACUACUGUGUUUGUUGUAUGUACUACUUUAUUACUGAAGAGGUGAUGCAGGAUAGGUUGCCUAAAAUCACGUGGGAGAGGAUUUGUUACGUCUGUGUAUGUCUGGUGUGUUGUUGUCUGCCUUUACCAACACAUGACUAAUGGAAACCUACUCUGCAUCAGAACAUUUAGAUUUUGUAAGUCACACUGCACAGAUAUACACUAUAUUUUACCAUAUGCUAUUGUUGAUAAUGGCGUCAGCCAUUUGCAUACUGUACUUCCAUUAUUGAUGCCAGUUGUUAUAAUCUUAGAUGAUAGAAUAUGAUGUCAUUAACUCAAGGUGCUGAAACGAACAGGAUUUUGAUCUUGGCAUUUUCAGUGUUAUGUAGAGAUAUAUUUUGGAAUUAAGGCUAUGUAUUGCAUUACUGUUGGUCAGUCAGUCUUGAAUGUACUGUGUUGAAACAAUCUUCUGAAUUUCAUGAAAUUCUUCCUACAAUUCCUAUGUAAAAUUCCUUUACCAUUUUGUUUGUAGAAGUGGGCCAGUAGAAGCAGGGUGAGUAACUGAUUAAAUGCGAGAAAGUAAGCAGAAGUAGAUUUUGAUAAUAAAUAAUAAGGGAGCUUGUAACAGACUCAGAGCUACAUUGUAUUGGGGAAAGCAGGGAAGGGACUACGAUUGUGAGUGAGUGAGGACCUUUGAUUAUUCUCAUACCAUAAUUAUCUCAUUCAGCUUUCAUUUUUACAUUUUGUGGCAGUUAUUUCCAUAUUUUCCUUUAUUAGAGACUGGACCAUAUGAAUUUAUUUCUGAAAUUUUUCUUCAGGGACAAAAAUUAGAUGUGUCCUAUCUCAUAUGUAUUACUGUAAUUUGCCUUAGACAUGGAUUACAUGUUUCUGUAUAAUGCUGUACUGCAGCACUGAAGCAUUGGGCCAAGGCUGUUAUGAUUUGUACUUGUAGAGUUGAUAGAAAAGGUGUUGUAUUUUUCUCAUGUUACCAUUUGGAUAUUCAAAGAUGACUAUAUACUGUCAUAUUCUGAGUGUUGGUUUAAGAUGUACAUCAUUGCCAUCAUGUUUUGUGAUUGGCAUUUGAGACUUCGAGAAAAAUGAAGUUAGUAGUAUGGAUAUUAUGAUAAUCUGAUUAGUUUGUCAGUUACAAACAAUUCCUUUCAGAUUAAAGCUGAGUAGUGUUAAGUAACUGCUGUGAUAGUUACCGUAGCCUUAGUUCUGUAUAUAUUUAUUGCUGUGAGAUCGGUACUGUACUUGUUACUGUUUCUCACGAUAUUAUUUACCUCUGUUCUUUGGGCAUUCACAUGUUUGUAUUUGUAUGAUGCUCUCCAUUCCUUUACAAAAUCCUUUAUAAUAUUAGUCAUUAUAGAUAUAUAGAGAAGUAUAAUAAUGGGUGAAAAUAGAACAAGAAUCAGAAAGAUUAUUUUGUUUUCCCUCCUUUUUAUGAAAUGGUUACUGCAUGCCAUCAUUAAUGAAAAAAGGAAGUAGUGAAUAGCUGAAAAUUAUCCCUAUUUUUUAAGUUACCAUUCUGGCAAGUGGAAAACACAACUGAAAAUGCAAUCUGUGUAAUUUAACUAUAUUGCAUUUUCAUAGUGGUGUAUUUCCAAAACUUCAUAAUUGUAACAUGUCAAUGAAUCUUCAGCCUGAACAAGAUUUGUAGAAUGCCGUGUAUUAUAAUUGAUCACAAUGCUAAAAGCUUUUAUGUCCUUGUUUGUCUGUCACAGAUUAUCAAGCAUGUUCUGCUCUCUUUCCAUUUCUCCUCUUCUGGUACAGUCCUACCAAAAUAUCCAUCAAUUCACAAGUAUAUCUUGUUUUGCACUAUAAAAGUAUAUAUCAAA
Molecule: messenger RNA, 3861 nt
Organism: Portunus trituberculatus (swimming crab)
Lineage: Eukaryota; Metazoa; Arthropoda; Malacostraca; Decapoda; Portunidae
Gene: Vamp7
Product: vesicle-associated membrane protein 7-like
Exons: 7
Coding region: 355-1014 (219 amino acids)
Biological process (GO): vesicle fusion; exocytosis
Cellular component (GO): SNARE complex; membrane
Molecular function (GO): SNARE binding; SNAP receptor activity
Source: RefSeq, a predicted model, not a curated record